UUUUGGAAUUAGUCUUGACAUGGAAGCCACUCAUAGCUUUUGAAUGCGUCUAGGAGGGAAAUUAAAAAUUAAUUCUUUUAGAUUAACCUUUUUUCUUCUCUUCUCAAAGACGCAAACCAUAAGGAAAAAAUGAGAUAGAAAGGAGCUUCUACGUUUUAUCCCCUUUAUAGUUUCUCUUUUACUUUUGCUUUCUUUUUUUUGAGAAAGAGUUCAAAAUGAAAGAGAUGAAUCAGAAAAUGGGGACUCACAAGUUCAGAUUUUCAGACAUUAUGCCUCACUCAUGGCUCUAUAAGCUCAAAGGCAUGAGAAGACGAAGUAGCAGAAAACACCAUCCUAAUUCUUCUCCCAAACAUCUCUCGUCUUCUGAUGCUUCUUCCUCAAGAAAGCUUCGUGACCCUCUUCGCCGCCUCUCUUCCACUGCUCAUCCCCAAGCUCCCAAUUACUCACCCCCUAAAUCUUCUUCUUUCAAAAGAAAGAUCAAACGUAAAACCGUUUACAAGCCUUCCCCAAGGCUCAAGCAGAUCUCUUCUUCCUCUUCUUCUCUCCAUUCUCAUGUUUCUCUCACCUCUUCUCGGAACCAUCGGUCUAAACCAUCAUCCUCUGCAAAUGUAAUCUCUAAUUCCUCCGUUGAAAUCUCGUCAUAUCGUGUCUCAUCUCCUUCUGACCAAAACUAUAGCUUUUCACGUGAUCCUAAACCGCAUUCAGUUGACAUCAAGGACAACCGCUCUGUGGGGAAGCCGGAUGAUGUUUCUGAAGAUCCUUCAGUCUCAGGAAACUCAAGUCCUCUUCGGGUUGAGACUGUAAAGGAACCACCUUUUCAGUUGAGGAAACAGCAGAAACUGAAGAAACCAAACGCACGGUCUUCUCCACGGAUAAAGAUUCGGGCAAAUUCUCCCAAGAUCGCGAGAAAGAAGACAAAGGAAGGAACGUCCCCUGCCGAGUGGAAGAAGAAGGAGACGGGGGUUGCAAAGAGCUUCGCGAUAGUUCUGUCUUCGGUGGAUCCUGAGAAAGAUUUUAGAGAGUCCAUGGUUGAGAUGAUCGUCGAGAACAAGAUGAGGGAACAGAAAGACCUGGAAGAUCUUCUCGCAUGCUAUCUUUCACUGAAUUCGAGCGAGUAUCAUGACGUUAUCAUCAAGGCUUUCGAGAAAACAUGGUUACAGUUGACUCACCUCCCUUAAAGACUCUCUCUGUAACCAAAACG
Molecule: messenger RNA, 1201 nt
Organism: Camelina sativa (false flax)
Lineage: Eukaryota; Viridiplantae; Streptophyta; Magnoliopsida; Brassicales; Brassicaceae
Source: RefSeq, a predicted model, not a curated record